Messenger RNA from Lactuca virosa, 447 nucleotides. The record is from the annotation of a GenBank genome assembly. Lineage: Eukaryota; Viridiplantae; Streptophyta; Magnoliopsida; Asterales; Asteraceae.
AUGAUCAUUGAAUUUACAAAAGAAGUUCCUAUUUUACUGAAUGUUACAAACGACGUCCAUGUGCAGACAAGAAAAUUUAUAGAAUUAGUCCUUAUCACGUUUUUUGUUCCACAAUCACGUUUUUUUGUUAAUCACGUUCACAACCUACUUCUUCCUCACAAUCGCUGCUUCUUCCUCACGAUCGCAGCUGCUCCUGUUGUCACACACACAUCACGAACACGCAUAAGGUCUGGUGUCACAAUCGAACAUACAUAUAACUACUUCGCCUGGGCUUUUCAUCGAAUACCUGGAGUCAACGAAAUUGGAGAGAUGGAAAAUAGGUAUAGGGUUGAAGCGACAAAAGGAUGCGAUUACCUGAUGUUGUGCAUGCGAUCUCAUGCCGAUGGAGGAUUGGAGUCUGAAAUUGCAAUCGUGAUUGAGAUGGAGGAUUGGGCAAAACGUAUCUGA